Aspergillus ochraceoroseus IBT 24754 is the source of this 3514-nucleotide messenger RNA. RefSeq names its product putative phosphatidylserine decarboxylase Psd2. NCBI's taxonomy places the organism in Eukaryota, Fungi, Ascomycota, Eurotiomycetes, Eurotiales, Aspergillaceae. The transcript is spliced from 6 exons. The coding region runs from base 1 to 3252 and encodes 1083 amino acids. The record is from RefSeq and is a predicted model, not a curated record. Gene Ontology annotation, biological process: phospholipid biosynthetic process. Gene Ontology annotation, molecular function: calcium ion binding; phosphatidylserine decarboxylase activity.
AUGGUGCGGCUUCCAUUGCCCCAACGUCUCAGCUCGCAUUUGAGCACGAGAAGCAAUGCUUCCACACCAGGUCAGAGUCGAAGCACCAGUCCCAUGAGGUCUCCGGACCUGAAGUCGUUGAUUCUAAAAGUUUCCGUCAUAAAGGUGAGUAGCAUGGGCAACCGCGCGCUGAACAGCUCAGCUCAUUUGGAGCUCUCCGACCGUAGUUUCUUGUUCUACCUGAUAGUUACCCUUGGGGAUGCCCGACAAUCAACCCCCACGAUAUUUAAAACAUUAAACCCGGAAUGGAACGUGACUUUUGAAAUGCCAGUCGUCGGUGUUCCACUACUUGAAUGUAUCUGCUGGGACCAUGACCGAUUUGGCAAAGAUUACCUGGGCGAGUUUGACAUUGCAUUGGAGGACAUAUUUUCGGAUGGAAACAUCCAGCAACAGCCAAAAUGGUACACCCUGAAAUCGAAUCGAAAACCGACCAAGAAGAAGGAUAGCAACAUUUCGGGAGAAAUUCUCCUACAAUUUUCGUUAUUGGACCCGACAACCCCGACUACAUCGUCUGCAGAAAUAUACUCCAAGUUCAAAAGCCUCGUUUGCGCCGGAGAAGAGGACGAUUACUUCCCUCCUGUCUCGUCAAAUCUAGAGGAAUCUGGUGAGCGAGACGAAGAGACAUCCGAUGAGACGGAUGAUCCAACAAAGCCGGAGAUCGUGGAAAAGCGGAGGAGAAGGCUACGGUUGAAGCGUCUGAAGCGCAAGUCAUUGGCGGCGAGGGCAUAUCAGUUCUCGGGCGCCGGAAAUGGUGUCCAAGGUAUUGUGUUUAUGGAAAUCGUCAAGGUGACUGAUCUCCCACCUGAGCGAAAUGUCACUCGUACCUCCUUUGAUAUGGAUCCGUUCGUCGUCACCUCGCUAGGACGCAAGACUUUGAGAACACCGGUUGUGCGCCACAACCUGAACCCAGUAUAUCACGAGAAAAUGGUCUUCCAAGUUAUGAAACAUGAGCAGUUGUACACAAUGAGUUUUACCGUUAUGGAUAGGGACAAAUUCUCAGGCAAUGAUUUCGUUGCUUCUGCAGGAUUCCCGCUUCAAACUCUUAUCCAAGCUGCUCCUGAAGCCGACCCAGAGACUGGCCUGUAUAAAUUCUUAGAGCCGUCUCUUGAUCCACCAACCCCCGAGGAGCCCGCUCCCAUCGCAAAAUCCGAUGUCAAAAUCGAGAUUAGCCCAUCCCCCUCAUCAACCAGCUUAUCAAAACUAUCGCGGCCAAGCAUGAGAUCCAGGAGUUCUGCCGCCUCCUUAUCUGCCCUAGUGCAACAGGAUCCCCUAGGUACACUCCCUUCGUUAGCUAUUCCAGAUGAAGGUGCAAGUAGCAGCAUCUCAAGUGCGCCUACAGCAGUGAAUACUGCGAUUAAACCGGUUUCUUAUGAGUCAGAUGGCCUUCGGUUGUAUACAAUUCCCUUGGUCCUGAAGAACAAGGAAAGAUGGGAAGAUAAACACUCCCCGCAAAUUAUCGUCAAAGCCAAAUACAUGCCGUACCGUGCAUUGCGACAACAGUUCUGGAGGUUGAUGCUGCGUCAAUACGACGCGGAUGACAGCGGUCGCAUCGACAAGGUUGAGCUGACCACGAUGCUGGAUACCCUCGGAUCAACUUUGAAGGAGUCUACGAUCGAUAGUUUCUUCGACCGCUUUGCUUUAGAGAACGAAUCAACUGACAUCCAAAGCCUAACCUUUGACCAAGUUGUUAUGUGUCUUGAAGAUACCCUCCAGGCGCUACAAAAAGACCAAAGAACGAUGGGCAAGAAAACUUCACCGACUCCAUCAACAGGUAGCCAAGAAAGUGAGGAUCAAUCAAGUGGUGAUGACCUCGCAUUUGAAAUCGGCACCUCUCUACCAACCCAUCAGGCAACUUCCGCCCCGACAUUGUUUUCAAUGGACCAGCUCUCUUCGAACGACGAGGACCUUCGUCCGGACGACCUAGGCGAUGAAGGCGGCGAAGAGCAUGUCAUUGAACUUCGAGAAUGUCCUCUUUGCCAUCAGCCCCGACUUUCUAAACGCUCUGAUGCAGAUAUUAUCACACAUAUAGCUACCUGUGCCAGCCAGGAUUGGCGACAGGUCGAUAAUCUCGUCAUGGGCGGCUUUGUGACCUCCAGCCAGGCACAACGCAAGUGGUAUACCAAAGUCAUCACCAAGAUUUCUUACGGUGGCUAUAAGCUAGGUGCGAACUCGGCGAAUAUUCUUGUCCAAGACCGUAUCACUGGACAGAUCAAUGAAGAGCGAAUGAGUGUCUACGUUCGUCUCGGUAUUCGUCUUCUAUAUAAGGGUCUCAAGAGCCGGGAAAUGGAGAAGAAGAGAAUUCGCAAAAUUCUCAAGUCGCUUAGUAUCAAACAGGGAAGGAAGUACGAUGAUCCAGACUCUGCCAGCCAGAUUCGGGACUUUAUCAACUUCCACCAACUAGAUCUAACAGAGGUCUUGCUACCUCUGGAUCAGUUUAGGAAUUUCAAUGAAUUCUUCUACCGCGCACUAAAGCCCGGUGCCCGGCCUUGCUCGGCUCCGGAUGAGCCCAGGAUUGUCGUUUCCCCUGCCGAUUGCCGAACUGUUGUGUUUGAUCGGAUUGAUGAAGCAACCGGUAUCUGGGUCAAGGGAAGGGAGUUCUCCAUCAAGAGACUCCUUGGAGAUGCUUACCCGGAAGACGUUUCACGUUACCAAAACGGAGCCUUGGGAAUCUUCCGCCUUGCGCCCCAGGAUUACCAUCGGUUCCAUAUUCCCGUUGAUGGAAUCGUGGGAGCCCCGAAGACCAUCGAAGGAGAAUACUAUACAGUGAACCCGAUGGCCAUUCGCUCUGCACUAGAUGUGUAUGGCGAGAAUGUGAGAGUUCUUGUUCCGAUUGAUUCGGUUGCCCAUGGACGCGUCAUGGUGGUUUGUGUGGGUGCCAUGAUGGUCGGAAGCACCGUCAUUACGCGCAAGACAGGAGAGAAGGUUUCUCGGGCGGAGGAGCUCGGAUACUUUAAGUUUGGUGGAAGUACCAUUCUACUUCUCUUUGAAGAAGGGGUAAUCAACUUCGACAGUGAUCUGGCGGAUAACUCAAGAGGGCGUUUGGAAACUUUGGUCCGAGUGGGUAUGUCAGUGGGACACAGCCCUGAAAUCCCCGAGUAUGAGCCUGACCUACCGAAGAAACCGGAAAAUGUCAGUUUUGAAGAUUUGCAGGCUGCCAGGCGCAGAAUCGAGGGCAGCUUAGCACCUCCCCCCAGCACCUCCCCCCAGCUGUGAAUACGGCCUGGGUUUUACUAUCAUGUAGCGAGAAAGGGGAUACACUGCUUUAUGGCGUUAUGGGAUGACUUUUCAAGGCCCGGCCGGCGCCUUUCGUAGCAUAUAACUAGCAAAUUACAAAAGGCUGCUAUUGGGGACUGUGCCCAUGUCCCAUGCUAGUUUUGGAGGGUACUGCGGCUAUCCAUGCAUACAUAGACUUGAAGGUAGCAUAUAUUACAUGAUGUGUGUUUAUAAGGAAUUAUGUAUAACUAUUCAAAUAAAG